Messenger RNA from Ailuropoda melanoleuca (giant panda), 4714 nucleotides. RefSeq names its product mitochondrial ribosome associated GTPase 2 (gene MTG2). The record is from RefSeq and is a predicted model, not a curated record. The transcript has 7 exons. Gene Ontology annotation, molecular function: GTPase activity; GTP binding; magnesium ion binding. The coding region runs from base 360 to 1529 and encodes 389 amino acids. Gene Ontology annotation, cellular component: mitochondrion. NCBI's taxonomy places the organism in Eukaryota, Metazoa, Chordata, Mammalia, Carnivora, Ursidae.
GGGCUUGAUCCCAGGACCCUGAGAUCAUGACCUGAGCCAAAGGCAGACGCUUAAUGACUGAGCCACCCAGCGCCCCCCGCCAGAUUGUUUUCUUAAUUUCAUUAUGUGGUUGUUUGCUGGGAGUGUAUAAAAUGCAAAUGAAUUUUGUGUAUUAACCUUGUAACCUGCAACCUUGGUUCAUCCAUUUAUUCAUUUUAAUCAUUGCUUUAUAGAUUUUCCUGGGAUUUUCUGUGGAAAUAAUCAUAUCUUCUGCCUACUUCCCCCUUUUUUUCAAUUCUUACUGCAGUGUUUACAAGACCGGGUUGCAUGAAAGUGGGGAGCAUUGCAGUCCUUUCUCCAUCUCGGGGUAACAGGGAGCCAUGGUGCCUUCGAGGCUUCUUUCCGUAGGACCUCGGACUGUGCUUGGGAUCGUGGGGCGCUGGACUCGGGUCCGGCUGUGGCCUGCUUCUCCCAGGCUGCACUCAGCCAGCUGUGCGGACCGCGCCAAGUACCAGGAACCCCCCAGGAAAAAACUGCUCUCCGAGAAAAAACUGAAGAGACAUUUUGUGGACCAUCGCCGAGUCCUCGUCUGCGGGGGCCGUGGAGGCGACGGGGUGAGCUGCUUCCACAGUGAGCCCCGGAAGGAGUUCGGAGGCCCCGACGGUGGUGACGGAGGCAACGGUGGCCACGUCGUCCUGAGAGCUGACCAGCAAGUCAAGUCGCUGUCCUCGGUGCUGUCGCGGUACCAGGGUGCCCACGGAGAGGCCGGCGGCAGGAAGAACUGCUCUGGGCGCAGCGGCGCCGUCCUCUACGUCCGGGUCCCUGUGGGCACGUUAGUGAAGGAGGGAAAGGAAGUCGUGGCUGACCUGUCGUGCCCAGGCGAUGAGUACAUCGCUGCUCUGGGCGGGGCAGGAGGAAAAGGUAACCGCUUUUUCCUGGCCAAUGAUAACCGCGCGCCUGUGACUUGCACCCCCGGAGAGCCCGGUCAGCAGCGCAUCCUCUUCCUGGAGCUCAAGACAGUGGCCCACGCUGGGAUGGUUGGGUUCCCCAAUGCAGGGAAGUCCUCGCUUCUCCGGGCCAUUUCGAACGCGAGACCUGCUGUGGCUUCCUACCCGUUCACCACCUUAAAGCCCCACGUUGGGAUUGUUCACUGUGAGGACCACCAGCAGAUAGCAGUGGCUGACAUCCCAGGCAUCGUCCGGGGCGCGCACCAGAACCGGGGCCUGGGGAGCACCUUCCUCAGGCACAUCGAGCGCUGCCGCUUCCUCUUGUUCGUCGUGGAUCUUUCAGAGCCGGAGCCGUGGACUCAGGUGGAGGACCUGAAGUCUGAGCUGGAGAAGUAUGAAGCCGGCCUGUCCGAACGACCCCAUGUGAUCGUAGCGAAUAAGAUCGACCUCCCUCAGGCCAGAGCCGCUCUGCCCCCGCUGCGGGCCCACCUGGGCCGGAGCGUCAUUGCGCUGUCGGCGGCAACCGGGGAGAACUUGGAGGAGCUGCUGCUGCGCCUGCAGGAGCUCCACGGCCAGCACGUGGCGGCCGAACUCAGGUGGUAGCAGCGGGCCGCCCCCCAAGGAUGACGACCCGAACAUCCCGGCUCUGGGUGGAGACGAGAAAGCAGCCUUGAAGAAUCGGCAGCGGCAGUGUCCUCCUGCCGUCUGGCGCUCGCCCUCCGGCCGCCGAGCCAGGACCUCGGACGUGCGCGCCUCCCGACCGGCUGCUCCCCAGUAGCUCUGCACCCGCCGGCGUGCUAACGGGCUGAGGUGGGCUCCCCACCCCUCAUGAGCACCCCUGAUGGGUGAGGACCCCGCGGCCAUCAAAUGCGGUGAGCCGCGUCGGAAUCCGUGUUUGGGACCCCGAGCGGGAGGCACAGACUCAGGAGAGCUGACAUUGUCACCUUCAGCAGCAGCCGCGGUCCCAGAGGCUGGCCCGCCCUAUGGAGGGGACAUGAGGGCGUGGGGACAGGGAGCGUUCACAGCUGCAAGGCUCUUCUCAGAUAUCCCCGUCUGAGAAACGCAGUAGGGGCGACGCCUCCCCUGUUGUUCCCAGACUGUGCUGCGCCCCACGGGAGCCGUUUGCUUCACGACUGAAUGCACCCAAUAUCCGACCCGGGCCUCGCGGUUUCUAACUCCGGCAGCGUGCGGGUUAUUAACUGAGGGUGCAGACUUGUGCCCCCACAUGAAGUCUGAGGCUUCGGGCAUGUCCCUGGAGGUCCUUCAGGGACGAAGCGGUUGGGGACCAGGAGUCAUCAGGGGAAGGGAUUCGCCCCGGGGUCCUGGCCGCGCGCCGUCGGGGCGCUGGGGGUCGGGCCUGCCUCACACAGAAGCCUUGCACCUGAGCUUUCAGGAGCAAUUCUGUUUUGAUCUGCCAUCAAAUCUGCAACUGGAACAAGAGUCCUUUGCCUCAAGCUUUAUUUUAAUGUCUUAUAAUUUCCGAGGUCCUUGUGUUCUGGAAACCAGAGAUGGGUUUUGCAAUCUCUUUGCUCUCUCUGGGGCCACCGCAAAGGGUUUUGUGCAGCUGUGUUAAUGAUCGUGGCCUUUCAUCUCUGGCUGGGCCCCUGCACGGGUGCUGUGUGCAGGGGCGACACCGGGGGCCUCCCUGCGUCUGUCUUGCGCUCACCUGUGCACCCGGCAGCCUCAGGACCUGACCCAGCAGAGACGCUGGUAAAUAUUUAUGGAGUGAAGAAAGGUGUGUACACGUUGUUUCUUUUAGUAAAGGGCACGUGGCUGGCGGGAAGACUGGCUGAGCGGCAGAGGCCCCCCUGCCGCCUCCCCUCCCCUCCCAGCCCCACCGUGGCUGCUGCUCCAGCCCUGUCCCCAGGCACCACCUGGCCCUCCAUGCUGUUCAGCCUUUGCUUCCUGUAUCGAUUUGGGGCACCCCCUGCUGACACCGCUCCGUGGAUCAGGGACUCCGCGUGCUCGCCGUCACGCCGACUGUCGGCGACCCGCACGUCAGGCAGUAGAGCAGCUGCUGUGGCACGUGGUGCACUUUCCCUGUCCAGCCCCUCACUUUUCUUGGAGCCGACUUCUUCCCUGGGUCUCCUUGCCUUGGUUUCUCUCCACUCCUGGAUAUUUGUUUCUGUCCCAACGUCUGUCCCUCCCUGUCGGUUCCAUCUCGCAGACGCUCCAGCUCCAGUGGGCAUUUCCUCCCCCGUGCCCUCCAGUCUCCCGUGCCCAUGUGGCCCAUGCAGGCUGCUCCCCAGUGUCUCCCCCUUGCUUUACUCCCUGCUGUUGAGGUGGCUGUCACCUGGUUCCUCACGGCCUUUCUGGAAGCGGGUCUGAAGAUGGGGGCCUGAGCUGCAGGAUGCAUUUCCCUAAGGCCUGGCACCCCCAUCUCCAGAGCCCUUGCACCCACUUGCUCCAGGAACAAACCUCCAGGCUCCUGCACGGCUCCUGAGGGUGCACAGGGUGCCUGGGGUGCAUUCACCGGCCCUGCCCUUGGCCCUGUCCCCACCCCACCCGAGAGGUUGGCCCUGCCCUGCUGGCCUCCCUUUGUCUUUGAAGAGGCGCAGCCCCUCCUUGUGCCUUUCCUAGCGUGCUGGUAGGGCUCCCAGUAGGAGCGGCUGCACCCCUGUUUCCAGGUGCAGUCAAGGCCUGGCAAAACGGGUGUGCCGCCCACCCUGAGCUGGAAACCGAACGUGGAAAGUACAUGUGAAUACGGCAGCAAGCAGAAGGCUGGACAACACGGUUGUGUGACCACAGACGACCCCAGCUCUGCUGCCUGGCCUGCCCUGUCCUGUGAAAGGUGGGGUCUGUCCCUGCCAUCAGCUUGGGCUGACCCGCAGAAUGUGGAAACUGGGCCCUCUCAUCCCUGCCAGCGCCCUGCAUGUGACCAAGCCCCAGCGGGCGUGCUGGCGGGCAACAGGCACCACUGAGGCAAAAAACAAGCCACCCACGGCCCGCAUUCAUGGGCCUGAGCCCCGCGCCGGUUGCGUCACGCCGGGGAUGCGGAGCGGCUUGCGGGACUGGGGUGUGCACUCGUGUGUUGCUUAGGUGCAGAACGAGCCGUCCGCGGGGCUUCUCCAUCCAGGUGCCUCGAGAUGCUGAUCUUGGGGGUGGGGGGGUUUCUGCUCAGGUCUGGAGCCCCCGGCGCACCUAGCUCGGCCAUCGUGGGACAAUGGCCCGUGGGCUCCGUGGCAGGCAGCCCAGAUGCGGUGGGGCCUGGAGCAGAGCUGCUGCUCCACCCGGACAUGGGCAUCCUCCUCAGAGGCCCGGUGCCAUCCCGGGAACGGGCUGGGGGCACUGUGGGCGGCGUCAGUGUGUCUGCUUGAAACUGUUCGUCCGCUCAGGUUGCCAUGAUGAAGGCCACACACUGGGGGCCUUGAAACAACAGAACCUCAUGGUGUCUCAGCUCUGGAAGCCGGAAGCCCCACAUCGAGGUGUGGGCAGGGCUGUGCCCCCUCUGGAGGCUUAGGGUCGAAACCUCUGGCUGCCCAGCUCCCGGGGGUCCCAGGCCAGGAUCCCUCCAGUCUGCCUCCGUGGUCCCGUGGCUCCUCCUCUGUGUGUUCGUGUCCACUCAUCUUACAAGGACACCAGUCAUUGGACUUAAGGCCCAUGCUAAGCCAGGAUGACCUCAUUUUGAGAUCUUUAAUUCCAUCUGCAAAGACCCUAUUUCCAAAUACGGUCCUAUCCUGAGGCUCCGGUGUAUGGGAGUUGGGGAGGGGGUGGUGCCAGUUACAUCAGUAGAGCGCCCUUUGUUUUUUUUUAAAAUAUUUUAUUUAUUUAUUUGACAGAGACAGCCA